CACCUUAGAGAUGCAUAUCUGCAAAGAAGACUGCAUUAUAGCUUCAAACAAAAUGUAUUUUAAACACAUAUGAUAAUGCUUAGUCCCUUUAUCCCAAUAGCCAAGUAGAAAGGUAGCUCACGCAAUACAGUUGAGAUCUGCACAAUUAAUAUGCAAAAGAUCACAAUAUAUUUGUGGCAAUAAUGUAUGCGCUUACAAUAUCAUACUUCACAGAACGCUACACAUGUAUAGACACUGUAUAUGACUCAGUGUUUGUGGGGUGUUACAAACAAAUAUAACACAUGGCUUUAUCAUUGCCAUUUCAUCAGUGAUUAGAAAUGUGUAUCAGAUCUUGACUAUAUUUGCACGUCAUUAAUAAUAGGUAAAUUGGCAUAUUAUAUAAAGGAAUAGGAAAAGAACAGACUACAAUGAAAGGGUGGCGUUGUGAAGUGACGUGCAGCUACAAUAUUGGUAAAAAAAUUGUCAGAUUUGUCUAAUAGGUAGCAGAUAUCUCGAAAGGAAUGCAGUGAUAUUGGUGUUUUCUUCUUGAAGCAGCUCCAAAAUGAUGAAUGGAGCUGGGCUCGCUGGUAAAGUAUGUGACUUUCUGUGUUCUGCUGGCUUCUUGUGGGAGUGCUGUGAUGUGAAGUAAAUGAAGUGAUGAGUAGAUGUUAAAUCGUUCCUCACUUGAAGGCAUAUUACAUGGUGGCGAAGCUUUUGAUUGCCAUCUGCUGUCUCUGACACAAACUAAAUUUCUUUCAGUAGCUCUGCCCUGGCUCACAUUGUGCCAACAUCUGCUAUGAAGGAAUUAAUAGUUAGAAUAGCUGGUCUGUUAUGUGUAGUAGAAACAAAGCAUAUAGGGUAUGUUAGCACUUUUCACAGGGAACAAACGAGUGGACAAGGGGAUGGAGACCUACCACAACCUCAACAUACAUUUACAGGAACCUCAAUAAAGGAACUGCCUGCACUGACUUACACACCAAUAUGACAUCUACUGUAGAAGACAUUAGUGCUGUCAUCAGGGGUUUACCUACAGUAAAGGUAGACCUAUGCAUACUCAUGUUUAUUUUCUAGGGCAUUCAUAAGCAUACGUGGUGAGAGACAGCAGUUUUUCCCACAGCAGCUUCCAGUUAUCUUUAAGUGGAAAUAACAAACAAUCCACCUCAUUAUCAUGACACAGAUUGGGUCAAAAUCCCCUUGUUAGACUACUCAAGCACACUAAUUGCAUCCAAAAGCACUUUAAGACUUGUAGCACGAGUGCGUGUGAGAGCAUGUUAUAUGUUGGAAGCACAGCUCUGCUUAUAACUGAUUUUCCGUGUAGAUUUUAACAUUAAGACAGUCUGAGAGGUCAAAUCUGCGACAGUCUUAAUGCUAUUGGAGAAAAGAGUCCAGACUUUGAUUGUACUGUGUGAAACGCUGUAAUGGAAAGUAAUUAAAAACAUUUUCACUAUAUAAAAAAAAAGAAAAGUUUGCGUCCUGAUGACUACAUGUACCAGAAUGCACAGCGGCUGUCAGAUUCAGCCGAGCACGGUUACUGCUGUACUGGCGAGGAGCACACUGGCGUACGGGCUGGCUUGCUCGCUUUCAGUGCUUCAAACAUGGAUCAAGACAACAAUUCAGAGGAUGAGUCAGUUGGCCCAUCGGAGGACCCUUCAGAAGAGGAACUGCCUUGUCUACCUCCAGGGCUCUCUGAUGGUGAAGCAAUGAAGCUGCUGUGGCAGUUGCGGUCCCAGCGUCGCCAGCCGUCCCCUGAUCUCCCUGAGACAGUGACCCGUCUUACUGCCCCAGACGGCAGCGUCUUAUACCUGGUGGGCACUGCCCACUUCAGUGACAGCAGCAAAAAGGAUGUGGCCACGACGAUCCGCGCUGUGCAGCCAGACGUGGUGGUGGUGGAGCUGUGCCAGUACAGGGUGUCUAUGCUGAAGAUGGACGAGAAUACACUGCUGAGGGAAGCCAAAGACAUCAACCUGGAUAAGGUUCAGCAGGCCAUUAAACAGAAUGGGCUGAUGUCGGGCCUCAUGCAGAUUCUCCUGCUCAAAGUUUCGGCCCACAUCACAGAGCAGCUGGGCAUGGCUCCAGGAGGAGAGUUUAGGGAGGCCUUCAAAGAGGCUGGACAAGUGCCGUUCUGCAAGUUUCACCUCGGGGACAGGCCGAUCCCUGUGACGUUCAAGAGGGCCAUUGCUGCUCUCAGUCUGUGGCAGAAGGCCCGCCUGGCGUGGGGCCUUUGCUUUCUGUCAGAUCCAAUCAGUAAAGAGGACGUAGAGAAGUGCAAACAGAAGGACCUGCUGGAGCAGACCAUGUCAGAGAUGAUCGGCGAGUUUCCUGCUCUGCACCAAACCAUCGUGGCUGAAAGAGACAUCUACCUCACACACACGCUCCGCCAGGCUACACGCUGUGUGGAGUCCCCUCAUAACGCCCAGAAAGUGCCUGCUGUGGUGGUGGGAGUUGUAGGGAUGGGUCACGUCCCUGGCAUAGAAAGAAACUGGGAGAAGCACCUCAACAUUAAUGAAAUCAUGAGCGUUGCACCUCCCUCACGUUUUGGCUGGGUGUUGCGCACAGUCAUCAAGGGUGUGAUGAUGGGAGUGCUGGGAUACGCCUGUUACCGUGCUGGAGGGAGUUUAGGUAGAGUCUUGCUGACUUUACCUGCAGUCCAAUCUAUACUGGAGACCCUGCGGCCGCCCCCUGCUCUAAGCCAACAGUGACACGACCUUUGAUCUAUUAAAACAAUGCAUUUUUCACACAAUGGCCUUAAAACAGGAGGUGAGGCUGGAGGAACGGUUUCACCAGCCCGCACUAUGAACUCACAAGGACCUCAGGGGGUGAGGAGCCUCCCACCUCGUAUUGAAGUCCCUGUAGAUGCAGCAGGGCCGUACUGCCAAAGAAACCAUGACAGUACUCUUCAUUUUCUUUCGGAUUUUGUGCAAAUCAUGCAUUUUGUAAGGUUAACAAAUGCCAAUAACUGCUUUUGAAUAGAUUUACAUUUCCCCCACCAUUCCUUUAAAUGACAGAGUAUCAUCAGAAUCAUAUUCAGUCACAAGCCCUCAUAUGACUGAGGCAUUCUUUCGAGAGGCAAACUUUUCUACCGCUGUCUCCUUACUCCUUCCUCUUUUCUGGUGCCAGCCAGCAUUUUUGGGUAAUUUGCCCAUUUCAAGUCCAGCACUUUAUAAGAGAGUCUUGUACUGUACAUGCAGAGGAUGGAAGGGAAAAGAAAGUACAAUAUCAGGUCAGUCACUAUACUCAUAAAUCAUAAAUGUAUUCUAGGAAUCAUUUUGGUGCAUUGAGGGACCAUCAUGGUGUGAGUCAAUCCUGGAACCCAUCGGCUGUUGUCUGAUGACGAUUAAGCUUCUGGGAGCAAUGACUUAAUAUUUAUGGGGUUUGCGUGUCCAGGCCUAGAUUUCCUCUUUGUGCACUGAUCAUUGUUUCCAGUCCGAUUAGCAACCUGAGAUGCGAGAAUGGAGUUUGAGUUGAGGCGACGUCUACGACCACAUUGUUUCACUCGUAGCAAGUUUAUUUUUUACACAUGGCCCGAAGAGAAUCAUUAGUUCUUAUAAUUUUAUCAAAGACAAUUUUGUAAUCUGGCUUUGAAAACAAUUUGUUUCUUUUAUUACAUGAGUCAAAUAUACACAGACAUAGGAACUUUUUGGUAGGUUUUGUAGAUCCAGACAACACUUCAGCUGAUCUCUAUAAGCAGAUACCUGCAUAUGAAUGCAGAUACAUUGUCAGACAUGAACCGAUGGUUUCCAAGAUUGCAUUUAAGCCAACGCUCUAGACCUCCUUUGCUCUCCACAUGGACUGUUUGCCUGCAUGCAACCAAAGCCUGCUCAAACGUGAUUGAUCAGAAAACGAUUGAUCGGAAACCAGCAUACCAUUCUGAUAUGAAAAUCUUGUCAUGUUGCCUACAGAUUCUGCAUUCAUAAGAAGUAUUUGUUAAUAGAAAUUAGGUUUGAGGCAAAUGUAAAAAAUGUCUGAAUUUGGAAAUUUUCUUAAUUCAUGAUAAAUCUAUCAUUUCAAAUGCAAAUAUUUCACAUCAGACAAAUGAUUUCCCACGGGGCACGGUCCUGCCCACAUCAACAGACAAGUGCCUCAUAUUGCAGCAGUAAGGGCUAAUGGUGAAUUAAAUAGAAUGGUAUAAAUGUGUGUUAUAUGCAUCUUACACAUACUGCAACCAAAUGGUCAAUGCAAUUUUCUAAUACUCUGUCUUUAUAUGAUAAUACAAUAGGCCUAUUUUAUAAAUAGUGUUGCCCUAAAUAUAAACCAUGCACUAAGUGUUGUCUUGGCUUCAGUGAAAAUGGUACCAUAGCCCCUUCAUUUUCUGCUCACAUCAUCAUAAAUUCAGCAUAGACCUGACGCAGGACAGGCUUUAACGUGCCUCAGGAUGAGCAAUGCAAUUAUCUUGUAAUUUGUGUGUUUGAUUGUAUCUCCAAUAUGAGACACUCUGGCAUAUUGGCUUUAACUGGCUCCAUCUGUGCGUAAGCGUUCAUAUACUUGACACAAAAAUAUGCAUCUUGUACAGAAAGACGUCUUUAAAAACCUCCACACAUGAACAUCUGUCAUUCAGCACACCAGCUGUUUGUACUUUUAUGAUAUAUGCAUUAUCACUUGCCAGUCAGAUUGUAGAAUGGGGAUUGAAGUGUUAUAAUGAAAUUUGUUUCCAUCAAAUUGAGGAUUGAACGUCAACGUAACAAUUUCUUAGUGGAAUUCCCAUCCAUGAAAAUUUGUUAUGGACUUGUUUGGAUGAUGAUGAAGGAAACUGACAGUUUAGAUUUGUGAGAGUUGGGAGGUAAAGCCUUAUACUGCUAUCACUGCUGCCUUUGACCCUCAGAUCGCCUCCUCUGCUGAGGCUUUAUAUUACCAACACUGACCUGCAUCCAUAGUACAGAGCUUCUUAUUGCACGUGUAAAAAAAAAAAAAUGGCAGAACGGCAUGCCUGGAGUGUUUGUUACUGUAUGUGGGAGAUGUCCCAAUAAAUCCAACAGCCUGAACAAGGUAUUUACAUGGUUACAAGACCAGAAACCAACAUCAAUUUCCAGGUAUUCUCAAUCCUAGUUUUAAGUGAUUUUUAAUGUACAGUACUGGAAUAAUUUAGAUGUAUUUAUAAGAGAUAUAAAAGGAGUUAAUUUGCUGUCUCUAAUUUAUGAAAUGGUCAAAUUGACUAAUAUGGGACAUGAGUGCAGUAAAUGAAGCCGUGCCACAAACAAUAUUAAACCACUUGCAAGUCAUCCACACAUUAAACUAACUCAGACAAACAGUCUUCCAAUUAAUGAAAACAUGAUCUUGCUUAAGUAAGAGAUGAGGAUGUUGGGAACAGAAGUCAUGCCUCUCAGUCCCUCAGCAGUAUAAUAUAGUUAAACAUUAUGUGUCUGUCUGUCUGUCCCCCAAAUAAUUUCCCAAAGGUGUUAUCUAUAGUAUGUUUGAGAAUUGCCAAGUGAAAACUGUAUGAAUGCCUGUUUGCUGUAACGUUUGUUGACCCAUACCCUCGUGUGGCAUUGUUAACAAACCAAACAUUAAAUCCUAACUUCUGUUAUGAAUUAUUAAAAGAUUUUAAUUAAAGAUUAACUGUUAA
Messenger RNA from Centropristis striata (black sea bass), 5539 nucleotides. RefSeq names its product TraB domain containing (gene trabd). Bases 1464 to 2678 code for a protein of 404 amino acids. The transcript has 10 exons. Lineage: Eukaryota; Metazoa; Chordata; Actinopteri; Perciformes; Serranidae. The record is from RefSeq and is a predicted model, not a curated record.